AUGGCAGUCAGUGUCGUCGGGCCGUUUCUUUUGACGAACCGGUUGUUACCUCUCCUCCAGAAGACGGCCAAGAUGCCGGGCGCCGACGUCAGGAUUGUCACCUGUUCUUCAAACGCCCCACAAGUGUUUUUACCAAAGGAUUAUCCCCUGCGCUUCGACUCGCCCUUGGCGCUUGCAGCCUCAGUCUCUACCUACCCAUGGCACUGGCGAUUUUUUGGGCGAUUCGUCUUCGCCAGCGACAUGAUCCUGUACAGCGUGGCCAAGGCCGGAGCGGAAGUCUUUGCGUCGCAGCUCCAGAAGACAUUUGAUAAAAGUCAUCUACCCAUUUUGUCAUUGGUCGUCCACCCAGGCCCGACAGCGACCGAAGGCUUGUUGGAGGUCAAUAGUGCUUUCAUCAGAGCGGUCGCACGCCUUGCUUUCCAGUCCUCAGAGCAGGCUGCCUCGUUGCCACUCUUCGCAGCCACGGCGAAACGGAUCCGCCAGCAGCCGGAGCAGUUCAAGAACGCUCUAUUGAUAUCAGGUGGCCAAACAAUAAACCUGCACCCAGUCACCUCGGAUGGCAAGCAAGCCAGAGGACUGUGGGACACUGUUGACGGGCAGUUGACUCAGUAUCUUAAGGCGGACGGUCUCGCUCCACUGCAGAGUUGGUGA
Messenger RNA from Verticillium alfalfae VaMs.102, 651 nucleotides. RefSeq lists its product with no specific name. The record is from RefSeq and is a predicted model, not a curated record. NCBI's taxonomy places the organism in Eukaryota, Fungi, Ascomycota, Sordariomycetes, Glomerellales, Plectosphaerellaceae. The coding region runs from base 1 to 651 and encodes 216 amino acids. The transcript is spliced from 2 exons.